Molecule: messenger RNA, 909 nt
Organism: Fusarium musae
Lineage: Eukaryota; Fungi; Ascomycota; Sordariomycetes; Hypocreales; Nectriaceae
Exons: 1
Coding region: 1-909 (302 amino acids)
Source: RefSeq, a predicted model, not a curated record
AUGGCAUCGCCUUCGCUUCCCAACAGCUAUGCAGCCCUCGACCUCCCGACCCUCCAGCUCUUCCAUCAUCCCCCCUCUUCCAAAGAAGUCACACAUGUCAUAGUCAUAAAGCUUCACCGUCCUGAAGCUCGUAAUGCUUUCACCGACACAAUGGCGGCUUCGCUCUCCCAUGCGCUCAACACACUCUCUGUUGAUCCUCGCGUUCGCGCCAUAGUUCUCACUUCAUCGGAUCCAAAGAAUCGCAUGUACUGCGCUGGUAUGGACUUCAACGAGGAACAUGCGCUGGGGAAAGAUGCUGCCGAUCAUCGCGACUCGGGCGGCAUUGUCACUUUGCCUAUGUAUCGCUGCAACAAGCCUGUUAUCGUCGCCAUCAACGGCUCUGCUGUUGGCGUGGGUAUCACAAUGACUCUCGGCGCCAACAUCCGCGUUGUGAGCCGCGACGCCCAGAUUGGCUUUGUGUUUGGUCGCCGUGGUUUCAGCAUGGAGGCAUGCAGCAGUUUCUUCCUCCCACGCCUCAUAGGAACAAGCCGUGCACUUCACCUCACCACCACUGGCGCUGUCUACCCUGCCACUCACAAGCUUUUUGACGGUCUCUUCAGCGAGAUUGUUGCACCUGAAGAGGUUCUUCCCACGGCGCUCAAGAUCGCGGAUGAAAUAGCGGCUAAUGUAAGUGGUGUCUCUGCGCGGGUAAUGAAGGAUAUGAUUUACAGGGGAGCCUCGUCGCCCGAGGAGGCGCAUUUGCUUGAGAGCAAGAUAUUUUGGGACUUGUUCACAGGCAAGGAUGCGAAAGAGGGGAUGAAUAGCUUCUUGGGCAAGAGGAAGCCAGAUUUCACGGGGACUAUGGACAAGAAUGCGCCCAAAAUCUACCCUUGGUGGACGCCCGUAGAUAUUGCCAGGCCAAAGCUGUAG